Molecule: messenger RNA, 336 nt
Organism: Gregarina niphandrodes
Lineage: Eukaryota; Apicomplexa; Conoidasida; Eugregarinorida; Gregarinidae
Exons: 1
Coding region: 1-336 (111 amino acids)
Source: RefSeq, a predicted model, not a curated record
AUGGGCAAGUCCGAACGGAACGAAUGGGUUUGGCAGCAAGGCGUGACCCGAAGCCCACAGUCCAGGCAAUUUGACCUGCUGGACGUACCCAGAACAGAACUAAGCGCCGACAAAAAGGAACUAAGCGCCGACAAAAAGGAACUAAGCGCCGACAAAAAGGAACUAAGCACCGACAAAAAGGAACUAAGCGCCGACAAGAAGGAACUAAGCGCCGACAAAAAGGAACUAAGCGCCGACAAAAAGGAACUAAGCGCCGACAAAAAGGAACUAAGCACCGACAAAAAGGAACUAAGCGCCGACAAGAAGGGUCAAUCGGUGGCGGGAGUCAAUCUUUAA